Messenger RNA from Arabidopsis arenosa, 1360 nucleotides. The record is from the annotation of a GenBank genome assembly. NCBI's taxonomy places the organism in Eukaryota, Viridiplantae, Streptophyta, Magnoliopsida, Brassicales, Brassicaceae.
CCUCUCUCUCUCUCUCUCAUCAUCAUCGCAGAGGAGACGAUCGUACGCGACGAAUCCUAGAGAGAUUGAGAGGUACAGCGAGUUUUGUCGGUGUCUCAGGGAGAUUAGACCGGAGCCAAAGGUUGUUGGCGAUCUAUAUUGAAGAAGUGAACAAGGAUGCGCAAGUGGAUCUGUUGUACAUGUCAGAUAGAAGACUCAAAUGAAGAGCAACAACUGAAAAGUUCGCAGCAGCAAUCUGAUGCAAAUCAUAAGAAUCCAAAACCAGCACCUGUUGCAAAACACGAGAUGAAGAAGGAAGCUCUUCCGAUCGAGGUCCCUCCCUUGUCUUUGGAUGAGGUGAAGGAAAAGACUGAAAAUUUCGGAUCAAAGGCACUGAUUGGUGAAGGGUCUUACGGGAGAGUAUAUUAUGCGACACUAAAUGAUGGUGUAGCGGUUGCUCUGAAGAAACUUGAUGUCGCGCCUGAAGCUGAAACAGAUGCCGAAUUCUUGAGUCAGGUUUCCAUGGUCUCUAGGCUGAAGCAUGAAAAUCUCAUUCAAUUGCUUGGUUUUUGUGUUGAUGGAAACCUACGCGUCCUUGCAUAUGAGUUUGCAACAAUGGGGUCGUUGCAUGACAUCUUGCAUGGUAGGAAGGGAGUUCAAGGGGCACAGCCAGGUCCAACACUUGACUGGAUAACAAGGGUGAAGAUAGCGGUUGAGGCAGCUAGGGGUUUGGAAUACCUUCAUGAGAAGUCUCAGCCUCCUGUAAUCCACAGAGACAUAAGAUCUAGCAAUGUCCUUCUUUUUGAAGACUACAAAGCAAAGAUUGCUGAUUUCAAUCUCUCGAAUCAAGCACCGGAUAAUGCUGCCCGUCUUCACUCGACAAGAGUCUUGGGGACUUUUGGUUAUCAUGCUCCAGAAUAUGCAAUGACUGGACAGUUGACUCAGAAGAGUGAUGUGUACAGCUUUGGGGUUGUACUCCUAGAACUUCUUACAGGGAGGAAACCGGUGGAUCAUACCAUGCCUCGAGGUCAACAGAGUCUUGUAACCUGGGCGACACCAAGACUCAGUGAAGAUAAAGUGAAACAGUGCAUUGAUCCAAAGCUAAAAGCCGAUUACCCUCCAAAAGCAGUUGCUAAGCUAGCAGCAGUGGCAGCAUUGUGUGUGCAAUACGAAGCAGAGUUUAGACCAAAUAUGAGCAUAGUUGUGAAGGCGCUACAGCCUCUCCUGAAACCUCCAGCCGCAGCUCCAGCACCAGAAUCUUGAAACUCUUUUUUAUCUUUUUUCCAAUGCAACUAUCAGAACGAAUCUACAUAGUACCAUUGCCAUAAAUGAUAAUGAGGUUGGUUUUGAGAGUGAUAAAUAUUAAAGAUGAUGAUAUUAU